AUGCGGGCGGGGCUGAGCACGAUACAGCAGACGCUGACGCCGGAGGCGUCCAGCGUCAUCAACCAGUCCAUUUCGGAGGCGGCGCGGCGGCGCCAUAGCCAGACGACGCCGCUGCACGUCGCCGCCGCUCUCCUGGCAUCGCCUGCCGGUGUCUUCCGGCAGGCCUGUGUGAGCUCCCACCCGAACUCCUGCCACCCUCUCCAGUGCCGCGCCCUCGAGCUGUGCUUCUCCGUCUCCCUCGACCGGCUCCCCGCCGCCUCUGCUUCCUCCGGCGGAGCCGCCGUCGAGCAGCCCCCCAUCUCCAACGCCCUUGUGGCGGCGCUGAAGAGGGCGCAGGCUCAUCAGCGCAGAGGUUGCCCGGAGCAGCAGCAGCAGCCGCUGCUGGCCGUCAAGGUGGAGCUGGAGCAGCUCAUCGUCUCCAUCCUCGACGACCCCAGCGUGAGCCGCGUCAUGCGCGAGGCCAGCUUCUCCAGCCCCGCCGUCAAGACCAUGAUCCAACAGUCCCUCGUCCUCUCCGCUCAUUUCCCUGUCGCCGCCGCCUCUACAAGUUUCCAACCUGCCGGCGAUGCCAUCGCUGGUGGACUUCUCUUCAGUCUCAGCCCCUCCACGGCGAACACCGGAUCUCUGCUCCUUCCCCCCGCGAGCCAGAACCCCUACCUAAACCCAAGGUUGCCGCAGAAGCAGGGGAGCAACGGCAACGUCGUGGAGAGGAUCCUGCAAGUACUGCGGAAAAGGAAGAAGCGGAACCCGAUCCUCGUCGGCGACCGGCAUCCGGCGGAGCUGCUGGAUGAGAUAUUGCAGAGAAUAGAGAUGAGGGAAACCGGCGAUGUCGCGGUGAUCACCCUGGAGAAUUACUUGGCCUCCGAUGGGUCACAGACUCCCCUGAAACUGGACGAACUGGGCAACUCGAUCGUCGCAAUUCUCAGGGACCGCUCCGGCGGGGUCGCCGGUGACGGCGUGGUUCUCAACCUGGGUGACCUCCGGUGGCUCGUCGAGAGCCCCGGCUGCGGGAUCGGAGACUCGACGGGCUCCAGCCUUGUCCCCCACCGGCAGAAGAUUGUCCUGCAGAGCGGUCGGGAGGUGGUGGCGGAGAUGGCGAAGCUUCUCCGGCACUUCGCAGAGGACUCCGGCGGUAAGGUCUGGCUCAUUGGCACGGCAUCCUGCGCCACCUACCUGAGGUGCCAGGUCUACCACCCUUCCAUGGAGAAGGACUGGGAUCUGCAGGCCCUCCCCAUUGCCGCCGGCGAGACCGGGGAGUUCUAUGCGGAAUCGAAGCCCGAGCCACGAGACCAUCUUCCCCCCUGGCUGCGGGUCGCAAGCCUCAGCCAUGGGAGCCCUCAGGUGAUGACGAGCACAGAGCAAACGAUUUCAGAAACACCUCCCUCCCCUCUUCUUGACGUUUUAGUUUCAUCUGCUGUUGCAGACGAAGGAGAAGGAGAACACAGAAGAGGUACUCAAGAGAUGGACUGAGACUUGCCGCCACCUCCAUCCCAGUCUCCACGAGGUAGACGAUGACCUCGACAAGCAGGCAACGCCGCCGCACUACUCGUCGGGCUUGCCGUUCCGACAGGUUCCUCCGACGAAGCUGCCGCCCGUGAGAAGCCCAGUGAGGACGGACCUCGUUCUGGGUCUCCCACCGGCGGGUUCCCGCAGAGAGCUGGACAUGUUCUCCGGCCACCAAGGUUACCAAGUUUUGGGCAGCUUGGGCCCCGAUUCCCUCAAAAGGAUCUUCAAGGGCCUUUCCGUGAAGGUAACCUGGCAGCGCGAGGCGGCCUCGCUGGUCGCCGCCGCCGUGGUACAGUGCAAGUCCGACGGAGGGAAGAGGCGGAGAGACGUAUGGCUGCUCUUCCUGGGACAUGACAGGAUGGGGAAGAAGAAGAUGGCCGAGGCGCUCGCCGAGCUGGUCACCGGCGCCGCCCCCAUUUUCGUCCCCCUGGGCGGCCACUCGCCGGAGGAACGCGGCGGAGUGGACUUACGCGGGAAGACGGCGUUGGACGGUGUCGCCCAGGCCGUUCGCCGGAAUCCAUCCUCUGUGAUUGUGCUCGAGGAUAUCGACCGCGCCGAUCUACUGAUCCAGAAGUACCUCAAGCAGGCCAUGGAGAGGGGCCGCCUGCUCGACUCCCACGGCCGGGAAGUCCCUCUGGGCGACGCUAUCUUCAUCCUCAUCUCUCACUCCUCGCCGGAGCAUCUCAAGUCGUCGGAGGACGAGGAGAAGCUGCGGGCAGCUGCGAGUUCCGGGUGGCAGCUGGAGAUCAUCGUGGGAGAGGACGCCGCUGCGAAGCGCCGUGCCGAGUGGCCGUGCGACGAGGGAAAGCUGCCGGUGAAGGCGAGGAAGCAAUCGUUGGACUUGAACUUGGUGGCCGACGCCGACGAGGACGCCUCCCCGGAGGGAUCCCCUCGUUCCAGUGAUCUCACCGACGACCAGACCGAUUACGGAAGGCUCGCGAUGAAUGACGACGGUUUUCCCAGGUCAACGAUCUCAGCGAUGAAUGAUUACGGAUCUCACCUCGUUAACGCCGUCGACGGAGCCGUGGUGUUCAAGCCUGUUGACUUCGGUGACCUACGGAGGAAGGUCUCGGAAGCGAUCGCGGGUGAGUUCUCCGCCGUCUUCCGCGGCGGGCGGGCGGCGCUGUGGAUCGACGAGGAAGCGCUGGACCGGGUGGUGGCCGGCGUCUGGUUUGGGACGGCGGAGUUCGAGGAGUGGGUUUUAAAGAUCCUGGCUCCCGCUUUCCGGGAACUGAGGGCUUGCUCGGCGCUGGGCGGCGCCGCUGUCGUCAGGCUCCUCCCGGUCAAGGACCGCUGCCGCCGUGGUGCCCGGGAGUGCUUGCCGAGUUUGGUCCGGGUUUCGAUGGCCUGA
Molecule: messenger RNA, 2857 nt
Organism: Spirodela intermedia
Lineage: Eukaryota; Viridiplantae; Streptophyta; Magnoliopsida; Alismatales; Araceae
Source: the annotation of a GenBank genome assembly